Messenger RNA from Paraglomus occultum, 1266 nucleotides. The record is from the annotation of a GenBank genome assembly. NCBI's taxonomy places the organism in Eukaryota, Fungi, Glomeromycota, Glomeromycetes, Paraglomerales, Paraglomeraceae.
AUGAUCGACUUUACGAGGUGUUUGUCUCGAUAUACCAACAAGAAGACAUUUACCGAACCGGCAUCGCUUCUCUUACUGCGUGUAUCAAUAUCAAUUUUUAUCAGUUUUAUAUUUCUGUCGUACAUCGUUUACUUACUGGUAGCCAUCAAGAACGAUGAACCUGUGCUCAGGUUUACGCAAGAACCAUUAACGAAAAUGGAAAUACCUGAUAUUGAAAUAUGUUCGGACAACAGUGAUGUUAUUAUAACGCAAUGCAUAUUUUACAUGACGGGAUUUCAAAAUAACAAAUACUACGACAACUGCACAACUCCGGAAGGAAUAAAUUAUAUUAUACCAGGAGACAAGUCGGGUACUACUGGCACAUUUUGUAACCUGUUCACUACAAAUAAAACUGUCUAUUUUCCGCAGUCAUCCGAAUAUGGAGUGAUUGCUGUCGAGUUUCUAUUUAAAAUCGUAAAUCUCACGGCUUCCGUAAAGAAUAGCCGUACAGUUCCUGCGAUUAGUAUCCAACCAUAUCACCCAGACUUUAACUCACUUUGGAAACAGCCACCUAAUACUCCCAAAGCAUUAACAUUCGAAGAUCAACUGCGGAGUCAACUAAACUCAUUCACGGGAAUGCAAAAUUAUCUUACAAAGGUUUCUUUACGCCAAUCAAAAUUUCGUGCAAUUAAUCAUAAAACCUUCCGAUCAGUGUUUGGUCUAGAGCCCGCAUAUUACGAUUACCUUUUCUUUGACAUUGACGCAAAAUAUUUCCCCCUUGAGCCUAAUCCUACGUUUUCACCUACAACCAACACGGGCGUAUUUUCCAUACAGCCUCAGUUUUUUGAACAGGAAGUUAAAGAGCAACAGAGAACAAAAACUUUAUUGUCUUCCUUGGGUCUCGCUGGUGGUGCCUUUGGCAUAUUAUUUAGUCUAUACACAGUUCUUUUUGGAGAAUCUCGAUUAAAACCAUGGGGUAUUUUUCACCGAACACUCAUUAAACGAACACAAAUUUCCAACCAACUUCAGUCUCUCCCUCUGGUUAGUCCUGUCCAAUCGUCGACUUUGACAUUGUCUUCAUCAGAACGGGCCAUGCGUCUGGAAAAUCGUGUACAAGAACUUGAGGAAUUGUUGCAAGAUUAUUUCUUGGACACAUCAUACUUGAGAAAAGUUGGCGAAAGUGCCUUUGGAUACAAAGAGAAUAAAAGCGUUGUAAUGAUUGAUAGUGUACAAAAACCAUCUAUGAAAAAUGAGAAGUACGAUGAAACAGAAAAGAUCGAAAAGUAA